GCUCGCGCAGUCAGCCGCGGUCGUUGCGGAGCCUCCCGCACAUCACAUAUCCUCCCGCCGCUCGCCCCACUGACGGCGCUCCUUCUGGGGAUCAGACGCGCUGGAGAUGACGCUGUGAACCGCACGGUCACUGCUUCACGUCCUUCUGGUGUUUCCUUAAUUUUUUUAUCUUCACUUCACGCAACGAGGAAGAGGAAGAGAACCGCGUGAGAACUCCUUGCGCCGCAAGUUGUUCGGCGAGUCGGCCACACUGGAGGCAGGACGCGAUGGCGGUCCCGGUGAAGAAAGCGUUCACUCUCUUGGUGAUCACCGUGGCAACGGCCCUGGGCUCAGAUGUGGAGGAGCGUCUGGUGAACCGCCUCCUGUCUCCUGACCGCUACAACAAGCUGAUCAGACCGGCCGUAAACAAGAGCCAGCAGGUCACCAUCUACAUCCGCGCCUCUCUCGCCCAGCUCAUCAGCGUGAAUGAGAGAGAACAGAUCAUGACGACCAACUGCUGGCUUUCUCAGAUAUGGCACGACUACAGGCUGAUGUGGGAACCAGAUGAGUACCAAGGCAUCAAGAAAAUCCGUCUUCCGGCACAACACAUUUGGCUUCCAGACAUCGUCCUCUACAACAACGCUGACGGGAACUACGAGGUAUCCUUCUACUGCAACGCCGUGGUCUCCUACAACGGGGAGGUUAGCUGGCUGCCGCCCGCCAUCUACAAGUCAGCCUGCAAGAUUGAGGUGCGCGACUUCCCCUUCGACCAGCAAAACUGCACGCUCAAGUUCCGCUCGUGGACCUACGACCACACGGAGAUCGACCUCAUGCUGGAGAGCGACUUCGCCAACCUGGACGACUUCAAGCCCAGCGGCGAGUGGGACAUCAUUUCGCUGCCGGGCCGCAAGAACGAGGACCCCCAGGACAUCACCUACCUGGACAUCACCUACGACUUCAUCAUCAAGCGCAAGCCGCUCUUCUACACCAUCAACCUGAUCAUCCCCUGCGUGCUCAUCACCUCGCUGGCCAUCCUGGUUUUCUACCUGCCGUCCGACUGCGGGGAAAAAAUCACGCUGUGCAUCUCCGUGCUGCUGGCGCUCACCGUGUUCCUGCUGCUGAUCUCCAAGAUCGUCCCGCCCACCUCCCUGGCAGUGCCGCUGAUAGGGAAGUACCUGAUGUUCACCAUGGUGCUGGUCACCUUCUCCAUCGUCACAAGCGUGUGCGUGCUCAACGUGCACCACCGCUCCCCCAGCACCCACAGCAUGCCCGUGUGGGUCAAGCGCAUCUUCAUCCACAGCCUGCCCUACUUCCUGUUCAUGCGGCGGCCCGGCAGCUCCAACAUCCGGGAGCGCUUCCGCAAGAAGCACCAGCAGCAGACCUUCUCGGGGGAGCCGCGGAAGAACCAGCGGGGGGGCGGGGCCGGAGGGGGGGGCGGGGGCCUGGUGUCGGACGCCGCCUCCUCCUUCUAUGUCAACGAGGAGUCGGCCAAGCGCUUCGGCUGGCGGGUAAACAACCUGUCAGAGAGCAGCGAAGUCCGCCAGCGCACCACGCUGCGGUGCAACAUGGACAUGGAGGAGGCGGUGGACGGCGUGCGCUACAUCGCCGACAAGAUGAAGAGCGAGGACGACGAUGAAGGGAUCAUCGAGGACUGGAAGUACGUGGCCAUGGUGGUGGACCGCCUCUUCCUGUGGAUCUUCGUGCUGGUGUGCGUGACGGGCACCAUGGGCCUCUUCAUGCAGCCCCUCUUCCAGAGCUACAACGCACCCACCCCAGACGACCUGGAGAUGAACUGAAGGCUCCCCACACACAGCCCCCCCCCACACACACCUCCACCCAGACACAGCCCCCCCGCCCCCCCACACACCCAGCCCCUCCCUCUUCUCGUCUUUUUUAACGUGGUACCUGAAAAUAAAAGUGCUUUAAGAAUAACACACACAGACUGCUCGGGACAGCAGGGAUAUGAACAGUUUCACACUCUGUCACCGUUAUGCAAUAGGAAACGACCCCCCCGGCCCCAUCCGGCUCUGAUUCUCCGCGUCGGUAAAUCCUCCGUAUCCUCUAAACCUUCUCCCUCUCAGACUGUUCAUGUGUGUGGGGCCAAAGUCCUUUCAUUUUGUUUUAGAGUUUAAGUUUGAAGUGGAAACAAUGAUUAAUGGGUUAGUGCCGACAAAAGUGUUUAAUCUUUUGGUAUCUUUUUUUCCUCUCACUGGUUUUUACGUUCUUAAUGGAAUUGUUGUCCUAGUUUUGUUUUAGAUGAGUAUCGCCUUACCUAAUCUUCGACUCAGAGGUAACUAGCCAGGAACCACUCAGGACUAUCCACUCUCUCUCUCUCUUUCACUCUCUCUCUCUCUCUCUCUCUCUCUCUCUCUCUCUCUCUCUCUCUCUCUCUCUCUCUCCUCCACUCAGCCUGCUCUCCACGGCUGAUGGUACGGCCGCCCUACAAGGACAUAAGAGGGAACCUGUUCUGUGUUUUUUGGCCUUUUUCAGCUCUUUAAGCAAACUUAAAAAGGGCAUUAGGACGACUACGAGAGAACGGGUAGACACAUGGGACCCCACGCUAACACACGCAUCAACCACACCCUCGUGCCAACAAAUGCACGCACCCCGGACUGGCCAAGCAAACGCACACACCACGCCCAGCAGGGCACGGUGACGCAAACGCAAACACCAAGCCCAGCAGGACAUCACAUGGCCUCCCUCGGUGAGAAGGGGAAUGGUCCCUGACCAAAGAGGAGGACGAACAGACCUCUUGCCAAAAGUAACAGCACAGCCCCCACCCCCCAAACCUGUCUACCGUUCUCGGUCAGGAAGUGAUGAUGAAAGGCAGCAGACAGCUUACGGCGCCGCCUUCGGUGAACCAUUCACUCGACUUGAGUUUUCUUUAGCCUCAACCCUCUACUGUACCCAUACCCCCCCUCCCACACUCUGCUGUGGGUCACUCUGAAGCAGCUCAGAACCACAUUCAACUGGCGAAGUUAUUAGAUAACAAAUAUCAACACAAGAUGGCAGUGGGGACUUUGUUUUAUCCCUGUGUCUCCAGACAGCCCCGUAGGCUUGUUGGUGUCAUUGAAGACUGUCUGCUCCGUCACUAUAAGUUAGCUGAGUAUUUCACAUAUACUGUAUUUACUGACUGUUCAUUGGUCAACACUGGUAGUCUCUUCACAUGUGUCUUUCCCAUUGUGUGCUUUUUGAACAUCCUGGUCUCUUCUCAAACAGUUGGACAGGCUGAGAUCCUGCCUGUGUUAUGUUGUUGUAUUUUGUUGAAGCAGGCAUUAUAACUUCUCAUGGCUUGUCUUCCCUCACUCUCCUGUCAUCACUGCGAUCCGUUCUAGCCAAGAGGGUGUUGGUCCAUUUACCCUCCCAGAGCAAUGGGCUGCAUCGAUAAGCCAUUCAUUCUUUCUUUGGUCUGAUUACUUUCGAGUGGUGUUCAGAUAACCGGUAGAAAUGCUGCUCUUGUCUUGCUGAAGGAUCAAUAAAGGGAAUUGAAAAGGAAA
This is a messenger RNA of Gadus morhua (Atlantic cod), 3476 nucleotides long. RefSeq names its product neuronal acetylcholine receptor subunit beta-2. Gene Ontology annotation, biological process: monoatomic ion transmembrane transport. The transcript is spliced from 6 exons. The record is from RefSeq and is a predicted model, not a curated record. The coding region runs from base 267 to 1775 and encodes 502 amino acids. Gene Ontology annotation, molecular function: acetylcholine-gated monoatomic cation-selective channel activity; transmembrane signaling receptor activity. NCBI's taxonomy places the organism in Eukaryota, Metazoa, Chordata, Actinopteri, Gadiformes, Gadidae. Gene Ontology annotation, cellular component: postsynaptic membrane.